AUGGCGAUUAAGUUAGAACUGAAAAUUGUAGGGCUUUAACCCAAAGGGAGCCCUUCCAGAAAUUCUCGAAGGCCUGAGCCGAACCCAGGCCCAAGAGGGGGUUUGGAAAUAGUUUUCAACCAGCAAUUGACGCGCCUCGGUCAGAACCUCACUAGCUGCGUCAUUGCCCCAAGCGCAAAGAUGUCUGUAAAUGACCACUCCGCUUCCCUUUUAUAG
Molecule: messenger RNA, 216 nt
Organism: Momordica charantia (bitter melon)
Lineage: Eukaryota; Viridiplantae; Streptophyta; Magnoliopsida; Cucurbitales; Cucurbitaceae
Product: syntaxin KNOLLE-like protein
Source: RefSeq, a predicted model, not a curated record